Talaromyces rugulosus is the source of this 519-nucleotide messenger RNA. RefSeq lists its product as uncharacterized. Gene Ontology annotation, molecular function: protein heterodimerization activity. The coding region runs from base 1 to 519 and encodes 172 amino acids. Gene Ontology annotation, biological process: transcription by RNA polymerase II; RNA polymerase II preinitiation complex assembly. Lineage: Eukaryota; Fungi; Ascomycota; Eurotiomycetes; Eurotiales; Trichocomaceae. Gene Ontology annotation, cellular component: transcription factor TFIID complex. The record is from RefSeq and is a predicted model, not a curated record. The transcript has 2 exons.
AUGGCUGAACCACGCGCUCGUGCUGCUCGCCAGAAGGGGCAGAUGAACUUUCCGAAUGAGAUGCGUGCAUUUCUCAGUGGUCAUGGUGAUCGCGACGCCCAUCCGUACUGCCCCCAGGGCCCGUUGCAAGAGACAGUUCGUGUCCUCGACGAAGUAGUAACCGACUACAUCUUGGAAAUGUGCCACGAGGCAGCCGGAGUUGCCAACUAUGCGCGACGCCAAAAGGUCAAAGUCGAAGACUUUCGCUUCGCUCUACGCCGUGACUCGCACAAACUCGGUCGUGUCCAGCAGCUGUUGCAGAUGGACCGCGAGCUCAAAGACGCACGAAAGAUCUUCGACCAGGAUGACGACCAGGUGGCUACUAGCAAGAAAGUCGCAGAGGAAUUGGACGUCAGCGUCGAUGGUACUGUUGAGACUGCGACUGGCAAGAAAUCCAAGGGCAAGGGGAAGCGUGUUGCUCGGCGUGACUCUGACGCAACCGAGGACGGCGCCCCCAAGAAACGCAAGGUCGAUGUUUGA